UGACGAAACUAAAAUCAAAGCAGAUCUUAAACGAGCAAGAGUGUGUGAGAGAGAAAGGAGAAAGUGAAGAAUGGUGUUCAUCAAGGUUCAUCAACUUGCUUUUUUCUUUGGUCUCAUGGGCAACAUUGUGUCUUUUGGUGUGUUCCUGUCACCAGUGCCAACGUUUUAUGGGAUAUACAAGAAGAAAUCAUCGAAAGGGUUUCAGUCGAUACCGUACAUAUGUGCACUAGCAAGUGCAACUCUUCUUCUCUACUACGGAAUAAUGAAGACACAUGCUUAUCUCAUCAUUAGCAUUAACACCUUUGGAUGUUUCAUUGAGAUCUCCUACUUGUUUCUCUAUAUCAUUUACGCACCUAGAGAGGCCAAGAUAUUCACGUUGAAGUUGAUAGUGAUAUGCAACAUCGGUGGACUUGGUCUCUUAAUCCUUCUAGUCAAUCUUUUGGUUCCAAAACAACACCGUGUCUCGACCGUUGGAUGGGUUUGUGCUGCUUACAGUCUCGCCGUCUUUGCUUCUCCGUUAAGCGUCAUGAGGAAAGUUAUAAAGACGAAGAGUGUGGAAUACAUGCCGUUUCUUCUCUCCUUGUCUCUCACUCUUAACGCCGUCAUGUGGUUCUUUUAUGGACUUCUUAUCAAAGACAAGUUCAUCGCUAUGCCAAACGUUCUCGGUUUUUUAUUCGGUGUUGCUCAGAUGAUACUAUACAUGAUGUAUCAAGGAUCGACGAAAACAGAUUUGCCAACAGAGAACCAACUAGACAAUAAAACCGAAGUCCCAAGCGUGGCUGUUGAAUUGCCUGAUGCAAGAUCAGACAAUGUUGAAGGAUCGGCGAGGGCAAUGAAGUGAGGGGCAAACAUGGGGAGUAGAUGUGCAUGGGAGACAUUUUAUCGUAUGUUGUACUAAUAAACUUUUAUUUCUAUGUUUUGUCGGUUUGAGUUGGUCUAGCACACCAAAUGAUCCAUUGUUUUGAUCAUCACCAAACCUUCGUAAACUGAUGAUAAUCUAUUCUAAACUACUUAAUUAAGUUUGUGUCGAUGAUUGGCUAAGCUAAGUUCCAUUAAACUAUGUACUUAAAAUACUUACACACAGUCGGAACUGUAAAAUAAUCAAUCUGAUCUAGAUUGAAUACAA
Molecule: messenger RNA, 1126 nt
Organism: Camelina sativa (false flax)
Lineage: Eukaryota; Viridiplantae; Streptophyta; Magnoliopsida; Brassicales; Brassicaceae
Product: bidirectional sugar transporter SWEET9
Biological process (GO): carbohydrate transport
Cellular component (GO): membrane
Molecular function (GO): sugar transmembrane transporter activity
Source: RefSeq, a predicted model, not a curated record